AUGGGAAGUGAGGUGAAAGAAAGAUCAUCUCAAGAUUUUUUAGACAUAUGGAAAAGAUCCGAACCUCCACAAGAUACUUCUAAAAAUGUACAAUCCCCCAUAUCGAAAACCAAAAUCGGAGAACGUCUGAAUGGUGAAAGAUCUUUAUUAUGGACGAACUUAUCACAAAUGUCUCCUGCUGAUCAAGCAGUUAUGAUGGGCAAGCUAACUAACUCUUGGCCUUAUGCGAAUGAAAGAAGAGCUUUGAAUUGGCCAAUGCACGCCGGCUUACUCACAAAUUGCGUUACAUCAGCAUUUAUCGCUACAAAAAUCAACUCUGAUAUGAUUUUGUAUAACUCGAAGGUUCCUUUCUUAGAAGCUGUUCAGAAAUGUCCCAAAGCACCUUUCAUUUUUGGAGUUUAUACAUCAGGCGUGACUUAUUUUGUCUUAAAGCAGGUGACUGUGAUGAAAACUGUGUAUAGAGAAAGUAAUCCUUGCGCCUCUUGUCUUCUAUCUCAGUCUAUGGCUAUUUCUCUAUUCACUGGCAUAGUCAUGCCCAUGGUUGCUACACCAUAUCUUUGUUACUAUGUGUUGAUGCAAAGAAAAAAUGAGAAGUUCCCACCAAUCAAGAACAUGCUCGACUUCCUUAUGUUAUCCAUAGAAGGAAGCAAAGCAGCACGUCCUCUUUUGCUUCGGCUGAUACCUUUACAAUUCAUUGUCACUGCUGUAUCGACUUAUGCUAUGCUCUGGGGUCGUGAAAGGGUGUUUAAUACUAUGGAUGCAGAUCCUGAUCUGGCUAAAGAACUGCUUGUAACAGUUCAAAGCAAACCAUCGUUCAAGGAGAGGUUCACCAACUUUCUCAGAAGCAUUCCAUUUUUAUCUGAUGCCAUGCCUGCAGAAGCUCCUGAACAAGAAAGAGUUUAA
Molecule: messenger RNA, 903 nt
Organism: Auanema sp. JU1783
Lineage: Eukaryota; Metazoa; Nematoda; Chromadorea; Rhabditida; Rhabditidae
Source: the annotation of a GenBank genome assembly